This is a messenger RNA of Carica papaya (papaya), 1612 nucleotides long. RefSeq lists its product as uncharacterized. Lineage: Eukaryota; Viridiplantae; Streptophyta; Magnoliopsida; Brassicales; Caricaceae. The record is from RefSeq and is a predicted model, not a curated record.
CAAACGUAAAAAUAAGGGCGAGGGUUCGGAGGAUGAUAAAAGCAGUGGUAGUAGCACUCGGAGUAAACAAUAGAGGAAGCAGGUUUAUGCUGAGGUGCGGUCGUCGUCCCGGAGAGUCUGGUACAUGAAAAGUUUAGACUGCCAAACACGCCCUUAAAUUUCAUUCUUCCGCUACGAGACAAACUCUUUCCUCUUUGGUUUCCUCGCCAGAUCUCUUCGUCUUGCGGCAUUAACGCCCACCACUGUAACGAAUGCUGCGAGACAAGCCCACCACGUAAAUCAACCUCAAUUUGUAUCCCCACAACCGUACUAAUCUAACUCAUUAGAUGAGGUGUAAGAAACAUCCCACCGACCUCAGUAGCGGCGUCGGGGUCUGUGGUUCUUGUCUCCGCCACCGUCUUCUAGCUCUAAUCGCCGCCCAGGCUCAGGCUCAGGCUCAGGCUCAAGCUCAGGUUCAGGCUCAGGCUCAGGCUCAGGCUCAGACCCACCUCCAUCACUCCCACUCAUGCGCUGCUGGUUAUGACGAUCAUCGCCCUCCGCCUCUCGUUUUCCCUCGCUCUGUUUCCCCUUAUGUAACCCGCCGUAAAUCUGACGACAGUCACACCUGGCACCACCAUCCUCUUUUCUACAGUACUCCUCAGGUGGGUCCCACUUAUGGUAGCGUCAACACCACCACCGAUUUCACCGCCUCACGAUCUCACAGGAAGAAGACGACCAGGUUUUCUCUCUUGUCAAACCUGUUUAGGUCCAGAUCCGACAAGUUAAGUCCCGAUCUCAAAUCGUCGGAUCCUGGGGUUUGUCAUCGCUAUUCGUGCGACGCAUCCUCCUCCUCUCCCUCCUCAUGGUUCUCGACUAUCUUUUCCGUGCGCCGGAAGAAGCAGCCGGUGAUGUACAUAGAAGAUGCAAUCCCCGGAGAUAGGAAAACUUGCCGGAUAAUGGAUCGUGGAAUGUCACCAGCGAGGGGGCCGGACACGGAGGAUUGCGAGUGUUUGUCUUCGGCAGAGGCGUCCCCGGGGAAGUGGAGGAGAACACCGGCGUCGGGACCGUCUGCCGUGAGACGUACACGGCAGGGACACGGGAAAAACGCGUCCGGGCUGACCUUCUGCUUGAGUCCGCUGGUAAGAGCGAGCCCGAGCCGUCACUGGGGCAAAAGUGGCAUGCCGGCGGACAUGGCGUUCGGAGAGGUUAGGUCGGGUCCGAUUAAACCUCACCUUUCGACGGCGGCGUCGUUUUGCGCGAACAGGUCAAGGAAACUGGUGGAUUUAGGGAGAGUCAAUCACAACCGUUGAAUGCGGCGACCGUUGACAUUCGAUCACCUGUAAGGAUUGCACUAAUUACAUACUUCGAUGAUACGAUUUUGCCCUUCCCUCUCAUCCAGCUUGGGAUAUUAUUUUUCCUUCUUCUUCUUUGAAUGGUUCAUACAGUUCUAAAUUAUUUAUUUACUAAAAUUAAAGCAAAAAAAUAACAGAGGGAAGUAAGGAAGGUAUUUAUUUACUGGUUUGUAUACUGACGUCCUAUUACACACCCAUUUUUUUUUUUUUUUUCCUUUCAAUUUCUUCCGAUUGUAAAUUUUCCAUUCUGACAAUUUCAGUCGAGUGAGCAGUUUUUACUA